Messenger RNA from Megalops cyprinoides (Indo-Pacific tarpon), 1737 nucleotides. Its product is annotated as zinc finger and BTB domain-containing protein 12-like. Gene Ontology annotation, cellular component: nucleus. Bases 65 to 1645 code for a protein of 526 amino acids. Gene Ontology annotation, biological process: regulation of transcription by RNA polymerase II. The transcript has 5 exons. The record is from RefSeq and is a predicted model, not a curated record. NCBI's taxonomy places the organism in Eukaryota, Metazoa, Chordata, Actinopteri, Elopiformes, Megalopidae. Gene Ontology annotation, molecular function: protein binding; RNA polymerase II cis-regulatory region sequence-specific DNA binding; DNA-binding transcription factor activity, RNA polymerase II-specific.
AUCAACUGAUCUGACCAGAGGACUCCAUAUUCAACAAACGAAACUGGUUAAAAUAGGCGUCGACAUGGAGGUGCUGUGUUUCCGGCUGCCCGGCCACGGCGACGCCACCCUGCGGAGUAUGAACAGCCUGCGGUCGCGGCAGCAUUUCUGCGACAUCACCAUCGUCGCCAGCGGCCGGCAGACGUUCCGCGGGCACAAAGUGGUCCUGGCGGCUUGUUCUCCCUUCCUGAGAGACCAGUUUCUGCUAAACCCUUCCUCUGAACUUAAGGUGUCAGUAUUGCACAGCGCCACGGUGGUGUGCGAGCUGCUCCAGUCCUGCUACACUGGCAUACUGCAGUUCAGCCCCAAGGAGAUCGUCAACUACCUGACGGCGGCGAGCUACCUGCAGAUGGAGCAUGUGGUGGAGAAGUGCAGGGGGGCCCUGAGCCAGUUCAUGCAGCCCAGAACUCCCAGCUCCCCUGGGACCAUCAAGUCAGAGGAGCUCCAGGCUUUGCCGGAGUUUGACAGUGGUGGCCAGCCUCCUCUGCGCUCCAGGUCUCCCUCUGGUGGAAAGUUGACCUCACUGCAACUUCACAGCCACAGAAGCUCCCAGACUUGUGUGGACCGGCAGUCCGACACACAGGACACCAGUCCAGUGCAAGACAUCGCCGAGGUGAAAGACGCAGGCGUCUCUGAGGACUUUCAGGAGGAUGACAGAGAGGACUACGAGGUGUUCCAGGUGUGCAUCGAGGACGACGAUGAGGGCGUGGAGGAGAGGAGGGAGGGCGGGGCGGAGGACGAGGCAGGGGAGGUGGUGGUGGCUCUGGAUGGGGCGGGGUGUGAGGAGAGAGGCGGGGAGGGGGACGAGGGUCGGGUCAGAAUUCACCUGGCGGGGGAGGCAGAGAGGGAGGGGCACAGGGUCUGGAGGAGGCGGCCGUGGGAGCUGGGCGGAGCCAGGGGGCGGGGUUUCCGCAGCAGGCGACGCGGCAGCAACCGGGAACGGAGGCUUCUGGGAACACCCCCCCAGGAGGAGUGGCGCAUUCCAACCCCAGAGGAGAUAAUGGGCAGUUUCGGACUGGUCCACCCGGACGUUGGCCAGGAGGGGGUGGGUGUUGCAUCCGCGGGGUAUCCGAGGGCCGAGGGCCCCCAGCGGCUGGCCUACGGGGUGGGGGAGGCCCGGGGCGGGGCGAUGGGAGGGGACCCGGGGGCGGGGCCGUCGGAGCGGGAGGAGUCAGAGUCGGUGGCGGUGGUGGGGUCGACGUCGUGCGGCGUGGGGGCGGCGUCGUGCGAGCACUGCGGCCUGGCCUUCCCCUCGGCCGACGCCCUGGCCCUGCACACGCGCUCCGCCCACCUGCUCUUCGCCUGCCCACGCUGCGGCAAGCACUUCAGCCACGCCCACAACCUGAGCCGGCACAUGAGCGUGCACCGCGGGGCGCGCUCCCACCGCUGCCCGCUCUGCCAGAAGACCUUCACGCAGAAGUCCACGCUGUGUGACCACAUGAACCUGCACAGCGGCGAGCGUCCGCACCGCUGCUCCUACUGCCACGUACGCUUCGCCCACAAGCCCGCGCUGCGGCGCCACCUGAAGGAGCAGCACGGCAAGACCACCGCGCAGAACUGCCUGGAGGCCCAGCGGGAGAGGGAGGGCGAGGGAGGGGGCGUCUGACGCUGCCAAACCUGGCUCCUCCUCCUCCCUCAUCAUACCCGUCACCCCGACCCCACACAGGGAGAUCUUGGCUGGAGGGGUGCUGGGUUUGG